Molecule: messenger RNA, 32592 nt
Organism: Anolis carolinensis (green anole)
Lineage: Eukaryota; Metazoa; Chordata; Lepidosauria; Squamata; Anolidae
Gene: gucy1a2
Product: guanylate cyclase 1 soluble subunit alpha 2
Exons: 8
Coding region: 366-2564 (732 amino acids)
Biological process (GO): cGMP biosynthetic process; response to oxygen levels
Cellular component (GO): guanylate cyclase complex, soluble
Molecular function (GO): heme binding; guanylate cyclase activity
Source: RefSeq, a predicted model, not a curated record
UCCCUGGUCGCCUUGCCUUGUCCUUGCCUCACAAUCGGGAGACCGGCGAGCGCCACCUUCCCGGCGGUGGCCACGUGAGGCCGGCGAGGGCGGGAGGAGGAGCCGCCAGGAAGGCAGCAAAAGCGAAGGAGGAGGAGGAGGCGGCGAGAGAGAAGGGAGACCGGGAGACAGGGAAGGAAGGACGGGAGGGAGGGAGGAAGGGAGAGCGAGUGCGGGGCUGCCUCUGAUCGCCAUGCCUUCCCUCCUCCUCCUCCGUCUCCAUCGCAAGGGAUCCCUCAGCCGACCCUCGGUGCCUCUUGGCCCGCUUUCCGCCUGAGGCUCCCCCUUCCCCCCAGAAACAGCAGCCUCUCCUCCUCCUCGCCAGCAUGUCCCGGCGCAAGAUCUCCUCGGAAUCCUUCAGCUCGCUGGGCUCGGACUACCUGGAGACGAGCCCCGAGGAGGAGAGCGAGUGCCCGGUGGCCCGGCUCUGCUGGAAUGGCAGCCGCAGCCCCCCGAGCCGCUCCGGGGACGCCACGCCCGCCGCCCCGCCAGCCGAGAGGGACCCCGGAGCAGCCACGGCCUCGGGCCCGGCCAUCCCCGCCUCGGGAGGCUCCCGCCGCGCUCCCCGCCGGAGGAGGGUCAACCUGGACUCCCUGGGGGAGAGCAUCAGCCGCCUCACCGCCCCCACGCCUCAGACCAUAAGGCAGACACUCCAGAGGACACUGCAGCAUUAUGAGCAUCAAGUUAUGGGUUACAGGGAUGCUGAAAAGAACUUCCACAAUAUCUCUGACCGAUGCUCCUAUACAGACCACUCUGGCAAUGACGAAACUGAAGAUGUCUCAGGAAUUCUCCAGUGUACAGCAAACAUACUCGGCUUGAAAUUUGAAGAACUGCAAGAAAAAUUUGGUGCAGAAUUCUUCAAUAUCUGCUUUGAUGAGAAUGAGCGGGUUCUCCGAGCAGUGGGUGGCACUUUGCAAGAUUUCUUCAAUGGCUUUGAUGCUUUGUUGGAGCACAUCAGGACUUCCGUUGGAAAGCAGGCCACUUUGGAAUCAUCUUCUUUCCUAUGCAAAGAGCUCCCUGGAGGCAGCCUUCUGCUCCACUACUUCCACCCUCAUCAGAUUGUUAGUUUUGCUAUGGUGGGUAUGGUUAAGGAAGCAGCAAGAAAGAUCUACCAGCUAGAAGUGGAAGUGGAACAAAUUGCGACAGAUAAACUGGGCCCAGAGGACUUAAACCCAGGCAACUGCAGCUGCCUCACUUUUAUUAUCAAAGAGCACGAGAAUGCAAAUAUCACAAAACCACUUCCACUUGGGACAUCGCAGUCCCCCUCGGACCUGAGGAUAAGCAUCAACACCUUCUGCCGAGCUUUCCCUUUCCACUUGAUGUUUGAUCCCAGCAUGCUGGUACUGCAGCUAGGGGAAGGACUAAGAAAGCAACUCAAAUGUGAUGCUCACAAGAACCUGAAGUUUCAAGACUGCUUUGAGAUCGUUUCUCCAAAGAUUGGGGCCACAUUUGAACGAGUCCUUCUGAGGCUGUCAACACCUUUUGUGAUCCGAACCAAGCUAGAAGCAUCUGGCUCUGAAAGCAAAGAUAAGGUAAUGGAAAUCAAAGGACAAAUGAUCCAUGUCCCGGAAUCAAACUCCAUAUUGUUUUUGGGUUCACCUUGUGUGGACAAACUGGAUGAACUGAUGGGUCGUGGUCUCCACCUUUCAGACAUACCAAUCCAUGAUGCUACUCGUGAUGUCAUUCUUGUUGGGGAGCAGGCCAAGGCCCAGGAUGGCUUAAAGAAGCGGAUGGACAAACUGAAGGCAACACUAGAGAAAACACACCAAGCUCUGGAAGAAGAAAAAAAGAAAACAGUGGAUCUCCUGAUUUCUAUCUUCCCAGAAGAAGUGGCCCAGCAGCUGUGGCAAGGGAAGCAAGUUCCAGCAAGGAAGUUUGAUGAUGUUACCAUGCUCUUCUCUGACAUUGUUGGCUUCACUGCUGUCUGUGCUCAGUGCACUCCCAUGCAGGUGAUCAGUAUGCUCAACGAGCUCUACACACGAUUUGACCAUCAGUGUGGAUUCCUGGAUAUCUAUAAGGUGGAAACAAUAGGUGAUGCAUAUUGUGUUGCCGCAGGACUCCAUAGGCAAAACCUGAAUCAUGCGAAGCCCAUAGCCCUGAUGGCCCUGAAGAUGAUGGAGCUCUCAGAGGAGGUGCUCACACCAGAUGGAAGACCUAUUCAGAUGAGAAUAGGAAUUCACUCAGGUUCUGUUCUUGCUGGAGUUGUUGGCGUAAGAAUGCCAAGGUAUUGUCUUUUUGGUAACAACGUUACCCUAGCAAGCAAAUUUGAGUCGGGAAGCCAUCCUCGUCGUGUCAAUGUCAGCCCUACCACAUACCAGCUUCUGAAGAAGGAAGAAAAUUUUGUCUUCAUUCCUCGGUCCCGUGAAGAGCUUCCAGAUAACUUUCCAAAGGAAAUCCCUGGGAUUUGUUAUUUCCUGGAGGUCAGAACUGGUCAGAAGCAGCCAAAGUCCUCUGUCACAUCUGCCAGAGUGAGAAAGAUUUCCUACAACAUUGGCACCAUGUUCCUCCGGGAAACCAGCCUAUGAGGCCCACUGCAGAUCAAAGACUCAUCAAAAAAGCACAAGCCCAGAACUGGGUCAUGACAGAAAAGAGGAGAUCCUUUCUGUUUCACUGCAUUGUUCCAAGCAAGCAGAAAAAAAGCUCUAUGAAAUGUCAGGCAAUAAUUCUUUUUAAAGGUGGGUGACUGCUAUCAGUAAACAAACUGGAAAGGGGCAAGGGAGGGGGCAGAAAUGUUUAACACACACACACACACACACAGAGAGAGAGAGAGAGAGAGAGAGAGAGAGAGAGAGAGAGAGAGAGAGAGAGAGAUCAGAUUAAACAAAAAAAAAGACUACUGUGUUGUCGAAGGCUUUCAUGGCCGGGAUCACAGGGUUGUUGUAUGUCUUUCGGGCUGUGUGGCCAUGUUCCAGAAGCAUUCUCUCCUGACGUUUCGCCCACAUCUAUGGCAGGCAUCCAGGUACCUCACAACCUCUGAGGAUGCCUGCCAUAGAUGUGGGCGAAACGUCAGGAGAGAAUGCUUCUGGAACAUGGCCACACAGCCCGAAAGACAUACAACAACCCCAAAAAGACUACUGUGUUGAUAGAGCUACUCUUUGUCAUGAGAGUCAUUGUAGGGAUAAGAAAGGAAUCCAAAUAGACUUGAUGUUGAAUGGGGAAGAGAGACAUGUUCUCCUAAGCUGGGCAGACUACUUGUGGCAAGCUAGAUGUUGGUAGGCUGUGGUUCCCAUCAUCCCUUGGCCACUAUGGCCAGGACUGAUGGGGUUUGUAGUCCAACAACAUUUGGAAUUCUUUACCACCAAUGCAUUGACCAUUUGGAGGGGUGUUUUUCUGAUAGAGCGGCUUCUGUCAAUCCAAAGAGGAGGAGAGUGAAUAGCGUUAUCUCUUCUAGCCACUUUGUCUCUCAAGAUCUGCUUCACAGAUCUAUAAAAACUGCAAAGCAUGAUUUUAAGUGAGAUAGAGAACUAUGGGUUAGGGAGGAAUGUGACCUUUUGCCACUAUAUUGAAUUUCGGCCUCAGUGUCCUUUACAAAAUCCUUUGAAAUAAACUAUAUGCUUAGUGGAUUGCUUUGUUCUGUUUGGAAUUGAGAGACUGGUUGCUUUUAAGACAUUGCUUCAUAUAUAUUGCUUUAAAUACCCUUCAUUCAUGGCAGCCAAAACGGAAAAGGCUCCCUUCAUGUGUAAAAUGCUUGUAAAAUGCUUGUUACAGCUGCAGGACAUGGUGGAGAAUUCUCUAAAAUUUGCACCAACUAAGCAUAUAGUUCAGUUUUGGAUGCAAUCCUGCACAUAAAAAUGGUAUUAGCUAAUGGUCAGAAUGCUUCUGAGUUGCUUUUUAAACUUAAAACUACUUCAUACAAAUACUGUAGAGAUCAUUUAUAACCUUCCUGGCAGAAGGAAAUAUAAUUCCAUAUAUAAUAUUAUAGGGAUUUUACCUAUUUUUAUACAUUUAACUUUCUGGACAAAAUUCCACACGCUGUAACAAAUGUAAGGCUAGCUUGCUUCUGUACAUUUAUGGUUAUCUAUUCAAUUUUGACAAGUGGUUGCUAUUAUUAUUAUUAUUAUUAUUAUUAUUAUUAUUAUUAUUAUUAUUAUUAUUAAAACAAUAGAAGCUAUUUUAUUGGGGUUCUUCAAGAACAUCACUUUGAUAUUUAUUUUUCUUGUGAGAUAUAUUUAUGUCUUGCAUUUCUAAACUAAUGUUCAGUAUCAGAACCAAGCAAAUGAAGUUGUGACAUCAUGUUCCAUUUCUGGUAUGCCAUUGGGAGUGGAAAGUGCUGAUCUCCUGGAGUUCAGGUUUGACCCAAAAGUCUCUGUCACCCUUGAUAGAACUGCACCAAUAUUUUCUGUUAAUAUGGUAUUAUGAGGAGCUUGUCUCUUUCAGAGCUACCAGAUCUUCAUCCAUAAAAAGACAUUACCUGAAGGUAUGUGGCUUGAUACCAUACCCUCAUAGAGUUCUCAUUGCAUCCUGGGCUGUUAUGUGCCAUCACAUGCAUUAAACCACCUUCUUCUAUGCGUCAAUAUCUAUUGUUACUGAUUUUCUACUGAUGUUUAAAAAAAUUGAUUAGAGUAGUGGUUCUCAACUUGUGGGUCCCCAGAUGAUUUGGCCUUCAACUCCCUGAAAUCCCAACAACUGGUAAACUAGCUGGGAUUUGAGGGAGUUGUAGUCUAAAACAUCUGGGGACCCACAGGUUGAGAACCUCUGGAUUAGAGUCUCCAGUGGUUACCACUGUUGAUAUGAAAAAGGACUCAGAAAGGACAGAAAAAAUAUAAUACCCUUCAUCAUGUUAGUAUUCAUCUUUACUUCCCAAGAUUAAACAUAGUGUUUUAGAAAUAACAACCAAAAACACAUUUUACCCUCUGAAACUUUGACAUCCCAGUGUUAAAUGCCAGAGGAGGAUUUCUGUCAAUACUGUUUCAAGUAUUGGCAGAAAUUCAUUCCACCUCUGCAAAGGAUCACUUCUGUGUCCACAUUAAGGAUACAAUUCUAAAACAUGUUCUCAAAAGUAAAUCUCAUUAUGUUCAGUAGAGCUUUCUUCCUGUGAGUAGAUGUUCAACCUAAGUGAUCUUGAGGUCAUACAUUACUAGCUGCUGCUGACUCUAAAACUAUAACCAAGCUGGAAUAUUACCAUCACAUAUGAGUACUCUGGAGUAAUGGAUGGAUGCAUAAUAAUAGCUUUGAUCAGGAAGAGAACUUUAGCUAGACAUUGUAAUCUUCAUGUAGAAAUACUGUAAUUCAGCUUUAAUUGUUGCAUACAAUCAUUGUAUGUUGUCAAAGAAAUCCCUCUGUGUUCACAGUGUGGUUUUUACUUGCUUAUAUUACCAACAGGGUACCAGCCAUUGCAUCCCCACAUAAAGAGAAAGAGAGAGAGAGCAGAUACAAUAUUUCAUUCAUUAAACAAAAUGGUCUGUAGUCCACAGAAGCUGAUGCCACAAUAAAUGUUAUGAAUCUUUAACAUGUUGCAAAAUUCUUCUUGGCUACCUUGAAGGCUAUAAUCCAAAACUAUUCCAGUUGAACUUUUAUGAUUUAUGCCCAGCAUGAAUCCUGAUGCCUGAGGGUGAUGCUUGGAAGCAUAUUGUACUUCUCUGUACCGUGCCCCAGAGCUUUCUUGACAGCUAAGAGAUAGCUGGCAAAUCACUUCUGCAGUGGUAUCCACAGCUGAAUACUAAUCUGGAGCCGAACAUUCCCCCUUGUCUUACAGAUAAGCACUCAGGUUUAUAUUUGUACAACUGUUCUGGCAUUAAAAGGGCAAACAGGAGUUAAAGUUGGAAUCAAAGUUGGGAGGUGAAGGUGAACCUCCUCUGGGAAGAGUGUAGUAAUUCUGGGAAUAAGUCAUACAGAGCAAUCUUCUCAAAUAGUAAGGUGCAGAUAGGUGCCAGAAGCACUGCCUCCUCCCAGCUUCUCUUCCAAUUUGUAUUGGUCCAAGUCACACACAGCCUCAAUUUUUUCAGUAAUUGAAGUCCCAAAUUAUUUUUUUCCAUUUUUCAAUGGGUAGCUCCCCAUAAUUCUUGUUAUUGAGAGAGCAAAAUCAACCUAAAAAGAUGUUGCAACUUUGAUAUCUCUUAAACUAUAUUUGAAGUGACAACUCUGUGCCUGUGUUUUUAAAAAGUGGGGGAUGAAAAAGAAAGGAGCUUAACAAGUUUAUUUGAACAUGAGGCUUCAUGGAUUGCAAUCCACAAAAUAUGCAUAAGAGAAGAUGGAUAGUACAAUCGAACUCCACAUCCAUCCAUUCAUUUCACCGUCCACAGUUUGAAAAUAUUUCAAAAGGUUUCCAAAAAACAAAACAAAAAAUUCUACCAUUUUAUUUAAGGGACUUUAUUUUAUUAAGCCAUUGUAUACAAUGGGACUUGAGUGUCCUCAAAUUUGAUGUCAUUGGGGUGUGGUUCAUGGAACCAGACCUUAGCAGAUACCAAAGGCCCAUGAUUCCUAAAAGCUCAUGAUAAUUAUAAACUUUAAAAAGUCAUAUUCUUUGACUUCAACUCCCAGGAGUUUGGGGUCAAAAAUCAGGGGGCCGGGCUGUGGCGCAGCUGUUGAGCAGCUGCCUUAAAUCACUCUGACCAUGAGGUCAUGAGUUCGAGGCCAGCCCGUGGCGGGGUGAGCACCCGUCAAUUAAAAAUAAAAAAUAGCCCCUGCUCGUUGCUGACCUAGCAACCAGAAAGAUAGUUGCAUCUAUCAAGUAGGAGAUAAGGUACCACUUAUAAAGUGGGGAGGCAAGAUUAACUAAUUUACGACCUGGAAUGAGGAAGUGCCGUCAGUGUGGAUGAUGUGGAUGAUGAAGCAGCUGCUCCCCCCUGUGGCCAGAAUCGAACAUCCCCUCAGAAGAAGGUUAACUUGCCUCUGCGUGUGUCUCUCAGUCUCUGUUUGAUGUGUUUAUGGGCAUUGAAUGUUUGCCCUAUGUGUGUUAUAAUGUGAUCCGCCCUGAGUCCCCUUCGGGGUGAGAAGGGCGGAAUAUAAAUACUAUAAAUAAAUAAUAAAAUAAAUAUCAAUCAAACAUGCCAUUUUUUAAAAGCUUGAUUCUAGCAAUGGAUCCAGUAAAAUGAUUUAAAAUAUAUAGUCAUAAAUCAUCACCCACCAUUUAAGAUAAUAAAAAAAGCUUUAUAGUCUUCGGUAUUCAUCUUUGCCUUUGAAGCACUAAAAUUUCACACAAUGAAUGAAAUGCUUAAGGUUCUAACUUUCCCAUGUAUUAUAGUUUUUUUUAAAUGAAUUCCCAUGUCAAGAUCACCUUUAAAACAUACUUCCUCUUUCACUUUUAUUGAAGCAACACAGUUUGUGUAAUGCUGACUUUUCUGGUCAUAUGGAAUAAAUAACAUAAUUUCUGUCAGGUAUCUUAAUACUAAACCAGAUUGGUUAUGGAUAUACAGUAGCUUUGUACAGAACAAUUUCCUUUAGAUGCAGACUUUAGGAUUCAUUUUUAAUACUUAAAUUCUGGCCUCCCAACAUAUGCACAUAUACAGUCCUAACCAUGAAAAUGAUUGUGGUUUUGGAAAAUGUACAGACAAUAGAAGCAAAAGCCAUCAAACAAUUCUGUUUUUCAGCCUUCAUUUAUGGCAAUCUGAUCUUCAUGGGCCUCCUCUUAAAACCCAAUUAUCAUUAAGUGAUGAAUCAUGGCAACCUUGCUUGGCAAAUUGUUCCCAUUGUUUCCAGACACGUAGAAUGAAUAGGAAUACUAAUUAAUUUGAACAAUAGGAUCCACAAGGUAAGAGCUAUGGCCUUGAGUAAAACUGCAAACCCACCAUUUAGGUGUCUUUUCAAAUCCUUAAUUUAAGAAAUAAGAAAUGAAUUCAUAAUCACAGAGAUCACUAGAAAACUUAAACAAUUGCUCUCAGCAUCUCCAUGGAGAUAAUGACUGUGUUUGCAAAUAAAUCAGCUUGCUCUCAGAAAAUAGAAUAGCUUCCUACUAAGAUUCUAUAGAUAGUAGGGUUUUUUUGUUUUUUGAAAGCAUGUUCAAAGGUGAUAUAUCCCAAACAUCUAUUUAAAUGCAAAGUAUUGUAUGCUGUGCUUCUUUAUUAUGACAGCUAAGUUUCCAUGAGGGCAUAUUCUUUAGCUCAUUGUGUGAAGAAAGCUUGGGUGCAUUGUUAUGAUUCUGCUUUUUUUAUAUUGCAAUAAUUCUUAGUUUAUUUCAUCUUCCAUGGAUAAAAACAUGAACAUUUCCCAUCAAGUCAAGGAUGAAUGUGGAUGUUUUUCUGUAGCUAUUGCUAGAAAUGCAUUUGGAUUCAGCGACUUAUCCUUGAGAGGGAUAUUUGAAGUUCAUCAUAGGCAUCUGGUGUAUUAAUUAUUGAACUACUGUUAGUUGUGAGAUUUGAGUAUGGUUUGUAAAAUACUGGAGAAUGGAAGGUAACAUUUUUUAAAUGUAAAGAAAUGUGGGUGAAUGCCAAGCAAUUACCCAAAUGAAAAUUACAUUGAAAAUUUAGCUUGAUUUUUGAAAGAUCACACUAUUAGUACCUUCUGAUGGAAACCCAUGCAGUGGAUUAUGGGCUCACUGAUGUUGUCUUUCAGGCACAAGGUUCACCUGCUUAUAUGAUAUCAUCCAACUUCAUUGUUCUGUGAGUUCAGUUGGUUGUCUACUUUAGUAAGACCUGCAUUUGGUAAAAUCAAAGUUUUGCCAUUUUGGAUACCAUGUUGUGUUGUUCCAUCUUUAGGUGACAAAAUGAUAAUAUUAUGACACUAAUACCCAAAACUUUUCUAGUAUCUGUACAGUUGCAAGGAAUUCAUUUCUGCUAUCUCACAUUUGCUUGCAGGUAGUAAAAUUUAACUUCCUAAGAACUCAACACAUUUUUGAUAAACCAUUGAAUUAUAAUAUAUCAAAAAGUUCAGUACAAAGUUCAGUUUGUCUGUCUCUCUCUCCCCCCUCCCCCCUCACACCCACACAUAUAAAAGAAUCCUCCUUGGACAUUUUGUGUUUAUAUCAACAAUGCUUCGUGAACGAUUUUGCUUAUUUCACAUAGUUUUUUUUUUUUUUACAUUUUUCCCCUUUGACCCUUGUCCUGCUAAGACUCACUGCUAUUUUUACUGCAACAGAUCUCCAUGAACUACCUCUCUCAUAAUAGUUAAUAGUUAUAAUUGGAAGGCACCACAUUUAUUAUAUGUACUGUUAUUCAUCUUCAUGCAGCCUAAAUUUUCUGGACAUGGUGAAGAAAGGAUUGGUUGUAACUAGAGUAUUCAUGUGUAUAUCAAUUUGAGAGAGAGUCUCAUAAGUUUUUCUGGUUUUUGAAUUCCCACCAUGAAAUAGAGGCCAGGCAGAAGACCAUGGAACUAAAGGGCCAUUUCUUGACUUAUUUGUUUUAUUAUAACUUCUGGAAGCACCUGUAAACCAAGAUAACCUGUAGGGGGAAAGAACUAGUAAGGAAAUAACCAUUUGUGCUGUCAACCAUCUAGUGGGUAAUGUUCUUCAGCCAGAGGACACUUCCUUUGACCACCUCCAAGGACCAUCCUUGCACUAGCACCAUAAAUCCCAAGAGCUACCCCAAAAUUGUUGGCUGUGCACCUUGGCCAAUCUGAAGUGGAAAGCUACCUGAGAGCACUCCCUCCCAAACCUUAGAGUUUUUAAAGUGCAAGAAACCCUCAUUCUAGCUCCAAGGGGAACCCCUCAUUUACAGCCCCCUGAGCCAUAAAACCAAUAGUGACUGUUUUGGAAGUCCACCCUUCACCCACAAAGGUGGAUGCCAUGGUGUCUACCAGAACUAUGUAACAUUUUACAUUACAUGACAACCUAUUUAAAUGAUGGCACCCUAAGCUAAUUACCACACCCAGCCAAAACAGUAUGGGGUAGGCAAAAAAAAACAAAAACCCAAGGAACAACUGAAGGGAAAAAAUUCCUACCUGGCCUAGAUGUGACCACUUUGCACUCACACUAUCUAUAGGGUGGAAGGGUGAGUCACAAGCAGAAUGAAGGAAGUUGAACUGGAGGGGUGGUUCAGCCUUAAAUUGACUUAGAUCUGCCCCUCCCAUGUAAUGGAGACUGGUGAGGCCAACCAACCCCAACUAACUCUGUCCUCCUUCAUGGAGGAUCUUCUCCCCUCCUUCAUCUGGAAGUGGAGCUUAUGUUUGUCCCUUUUCUAUUCGUUUCAGGGUUGUCUAAUCAAACUUUAACAUAUAUAUUUUUUAACCUGUGGACAUUUAUCUAAGGUAUCUUUAUCCUUAAGACAUUGUACUGGUCUUAAGUGUAGUUCUGAAUGAUUGGCAGUAGUAAUAAAGAGUCCAAUGUGCAAAUAUUUCCCUACAAAAUUCAAGCCACUAUAUGUCAAAAUGUUCUAGUUAUAUAUCACUCAGAUACUCCCAUACAGAUUAUGAUAAAUUGAGGGAGGUGGUAUUUGUGAAACAGUCAUAAUGGGUAGCAAAGCAAAAGUUUAAAUAGCUUGAGGACAAUUCACACAUCUGUCACUUCCAAGUAACAGGAAACUCUGCAUUAAAUUGCUGGUAGCUUUCAAGAACCUCCUUCCUGGGAGAUUUUCAAGUAACCAUCAAACAGAUGUUAUUUUUCUUCUACCAGUAGAGUAUUUUGUCUUCAGGCAUGAAUUCUUUGAGUACCUUCUAGCCCUCAUCAUUUUUACUACUUCAUACAUCUUAAUUGAAAUUUUCUCAUUUCACAAAGGCCAGUAGGGUUCAGGGGGUAUCCAUAUCUGUGCCAAUAAUUAAACUAUUUCAAGGGUAGUUGAUGGGCAGCAUCUUUUCCAGAUGGUUCCAAGAUUGCUAUCUGAUAUUUGUUGCAAGUAAAACUUAUGAUGUGCUGCCAGAAUCAAAGGGAAAGAAAUUAACAAGGUGUUUCCACUUGCCAGCUGUUCAUCGUAGACCACUGGCAUUUUCAUGCCACCUCCAAAUAUCAUCUUUCAAAUAUCUAAAAAGUAUUCUGAGAAUUUGUCAUAAUAUUUAAGCAGUCAGCAAGGUAGCAAACCUGUCUAAGUAGGUUCUAUUGCUUUCAACCAUCAAAUGCUAGAUCAGGGCUUCUUAAACUUUUCCCACUUAUAACCCCUUUUUUGUCUGAGAAAUUUUUAGGUGACCCUGGAUAUAUACGUAUGUGAAAUAGGCAUAAAAAUAAAACAUUUAUUGAUAAUAAGCAUUUGCAAAGCUUGCUAAGUAGCCUGAUUUUCUUUUUUGUGGAGUACAGCUGAAGCAUUUUCUGCAGAGUCCACUGUAAAUAUUGCAGGUUGUUCCUAACAGAUUUGUGUAAAUGUGUGGCAUUUAGAAACCUUCUACCUUUGCCAAAAAAAAUUGAACCAAAACAUUGAGCUAUGAGAACCCCAUUUGGAGUCAGGAGACACAGUUUAAGAAGUAGUAUGCUAGAGAAAACAAAUGCAACUGAGUAGUACAACUUGGAAAUGAGUACCAUAAGUGGCCAGCUUUUAAAAACUAUUUCCAUCUUUUGUCACUUUAUGUGCACCAUCUAUUGUUCCAUUUCCAUACUAAUCUAUCGUUCUUAAAAUUCCAUGCACAAAUCUAUUUUUAUAUAUAUUCCCAUAAUAUAUGUUUAUGUUCUUUACAAAUAUUUAUUUGUAACUAUAUGUAGGCACUUUUCAAGAACAUUUUGUAAUUGCAAAAGCCAAACGGAUGACUACAUUCUGAUCCACUGAUUAGUCCACAAUCAGUUUGGUUCCUAUUGAGAUCUGUAAAGAUUGAAUUCCUCAAGCCUCCUUGUUUCCAAAGAUCAGCACUGAUGUGCUCUUCAGCCAAAACAAUUUAAAUGCUGUGAGCCCACAACCCUGAAGUCAGUUAAUUCACCAUGACUGGGUGCAUGAAUUUAUAAUGUGAGAACCCAACAUACCAUAAUUUGUGUUUUCCCACACAGAAUCUUCUCUCAGAACACUUCAGAGUUUUUGAGUAACAGAAGAAAAUUAUGAGGAAUUCUGUUAUUUUUUCCAGAUGGGGUUUCCUAGCUGUUUGAAAAUCUGCUUUGUUUUGUUUUUUAAACCUGGGAACAAAUAUUUCUUCCAUUUGUUUUUUAAAUUUGGGAGAGAGAGACAGGGGAAAGAGUACGUUGUUGGCACUAAUUCUUGUAAACUGUGCUUUUCUCCAAAUUCUAUGAUAACUAGAAAAAAUGGAUAGCACUCAGGCAAUGACUUGAUGAAAUCAAUCAAAAAGAAUAGUUGUUGAGCACAUGCUUAGUUUGGGGUAAUCUUUUUUUAGUUGCCUUGAGCCCCAUGCUGGGACAAAGGUGGGAUAUUAAGUACAUCAAUACAUAAAUCCUAGGUGUUCACCACAUGGAUUUAACAAAGAGUGAGAUCAGUGUGAAUUAUUCAAACUCACCCCUGGAGUAGUGUUUUAUAACUGUCAGCAUGUAUCAUAAAAGUAUGUGGUAUGGUAGGCAUCAGAGACAGUUCUAUAAAUGUAGUUGAUGAUGGGAUAUCCCUAGCUCAGGUGGCUGUAAGGAUCAGAGCCUAUUAGCCAGAGUCAUUGGGGACAGGUGGUCUCUUUGCCACCAUGGCUAUUUUCCAUAUUUAGAAACAACCUGUCAGUGAUAUAGACAUAGAAAAACAGCAAAAGAAAACUAUGUUCCUCUGCUGGAUUUAUGAUCUCCUUAGGAACUUGGUUGGUACCUCCCUCCAUCUCAUCUUUGGAAGAAAACUGAGGUAUGAUUAAAUCAAAUCUAUCACUGAAAUCAGUCAAUAAAUUUCCAACCUUCUUCCAAUAGCUUAAAAGGGUUUUUGGAAAUACCUACAAAAAAGUGAUAUUCACACUGUCAAUCUGGCCCAAUCCAUUUUUUUGAAAGCUUGCUUAAUUUUUUUUGCCCAAGAUAAUUUUCACCUCCAUUCAACUUCACAACUUCAUCAUCUCACAAAAGAAACCAACAAAGUAAGUUUCAAAAAACAGAGAGGUCAUUUGCUAGGAGUAAAUUCCAAAUUGAAUUUUCUGGAAUCAUGCAUUGUAUUUACAUAGAGCCUCAUUAUGAAUUGUGUAUGCAUGCAUAGACAAAUAUUGCAAGCAAUAACCUAUGAUAACAAGCAAUAGAAACUACACUGGUAUAUGUAAGUAUAUCUACGAAAGUGUGUUUGUGGCAGUUUGCUAGUUCUAAUUGGAAAACAGAUAUUGUAUAUGUAAGCAAUAAGUCAGUUUCUCACAUUUCUAAAAAUGGCCUCUCUGACAAAUGUGUGGAUUCUGAGAUGGCAGAAUGGAUGCAGAAAACACAUUAUAAUUGACUCUGUCUCUUUUUUGUGCCAUUCUAACCAAGUUAGUCUUCCAAGGCGCUCCAUUUUUAAUUGUAAUUGUGUAGGCUAUAUGUAUUACAGUGCUAUGGAUGAAAAGGGUAUGCAAAAUGGGAGAGAUUCUUGUGUAAUUGAAGUUAAUGUUUAACAUGAGUUUUUGCUUUAAAUUUUAGGAUAGUGGCUAUACAAGUAGAAGAGCUGUUGACUGUGUUGAUGUUUAUGUCUGGCUUGAGCUUUAUGAGUAUUAGAUCUUCCUCUUUCAAACAUAUGUGCAUUGAAAUAUAAGGAUAUUCUAUUUUUGACUUUCUUGUUCAGACAUGUUGGAAAGCACCGAUCUAAAUCUUGGAUUGAACUCAUUAGAGUAUAUCCACUGAAAUCAUUGACACUGAAUUACACAAAACAAAAAUUUGUUAAUAGAAAAAUAGAACAGCAGGAGUUUAGCCUCCAUUGUUGUGCAUACAUAACAUGGCUUUAAAUUAAUUUCUAACUUAUUUUUCUGGGCUUUGAAAUUAAAAAUGAAAAUUUGUACAACUGUUUCUCAUCAAACUAAGUGCCCCAGCACUGUGCUUCUCUGUUAAUUCUUAAUAUUAUCUUAACAUCUACAUUCUUUCAUUCUCCAUUUAUUAAUAUAGAAGAACCCACUUUUUAUUUCCUCACAAUCAAUAAAGAUAAUUAAAAAAUUUCCACUUCUCUCAUGAGUACGCUUUGAAAGGAAGCAGAGAAGUAGCACAUUGUUUUUAAUCUUCAUUUCACAUCCUUUCACUGCCAUUAUCAUGAUAAUAAAUUGAUAGUUUAAAACUGUUGAGAACUAGCUAGUCUAUAUCUGAUUCUGAAAACGUAUCCAUAUUUUGAGUUUCAAAGGCCAUGAUCAUCAAUCCAUACCUACUGCACUGUCAAGUAGUCCCACAAUAAUCAAUGAGAUUGUCAGAAAGGUGUGUGGCCACGAUAAUAUUGAAAUGUAUGAGCUUGGAGCUCAUUGCAUAUAUCAAUUACCUCCAUGGCUUUGUUCGCAGUGAUGUGUUUCCCAUCAUAAGCAUGGGAAAAUCCAUUUUUAGGUCUCUAGUUGUAAGUCUGAAAGCAGGAUUGAUUGAUAAUUGAUUUGUGUUUGGUAACUCAGAAUGUACCCUAAAAGGUUGAAGGGAGCUGUAACAAGGGGAUAUUCUUCUGAGUGUAACUGGCAAAGUCUCUUUUAAACAGUAUAUUGCAUACAAGUGAUUAAAGCUAGACAACAUUAUUCUAGGAUAAGUGAUUGGGAAAGAUUUGGCCCUAUGGAUAUUUGGGGCUAUAACUCCCAUAUUCCCCUGAUAUUAGCUCUGUGAUCGAGGCUUCUGUAAGUUAUAGUCUAAAAUAUCAGGAUGGUCAAAGCUUCCCCACUAUUGUUGUAAGAUAUCAGGAUUUUGCUUUGGGUGUCAAAUGUCACUACUUUCAAUUUUUAUUGUUUAAAAGAAAGAUAUGUAGGAAGAAGAUGAAAAAGGAGAAGUUGGGAAAUAGGGUAAAAAAGAAAGCAUGAAGCACUGGGAAUGAACAAAGUCCUAUACUUGGACUUUAGGAUGUAUGGUGUCAGAGAGACUAGUGGAACCCUUGCCAGUGACAAUGAAUUAAAUUCGUAACUUCUUUGGACUAAAAUAACUCAGCCUCCACAAGACUUCCUUUUAUAAAAGCAGCAAUUUUGCUUUCAUGUUUAAACAAACAGGUAUUUUAUACUGUUCUAGUAAUGUACUUCUAAAAAAACCUCAAAAUGUCACACCUACCUUCUCAAAAUUCCUCAAGGCACUGCAGUUGGCAUUAUAACAUGCCAUUUUACAAAAUGUCACAAAUUUUACAAUUAGUUUUGUCUUUCAUUCUUAUAUCGGCCUCUCACAACUCCAUAAUCUGCUCCCAGUCUGUGUUUGAUACUUUACUUCACUAUGCCUCUAGAUCCCAGUUAAUUUCAGAAUUCCUUCCACAAGGCAAAUUUUUUCAGUCUUUGCUGUACUAUGCUCGACUCUCCCACAGUCCAAAGAACUACUUGAAUUUUGUGCAGAAAAAAGUUUUUUUGUAGGAAAUAUUUUUGCAUAAAUUGCACCAUUUUCUGAACAAAUAGUUAUUUAUCAUUUUUUAUGUGGUACAGAGGUUUUAUUUUCUGCAGGAGACAAACAUUAAAUUCUUGAUAUGGUGAAAGUGCUGCAUUUAUAAUUGUACUGAAUUUGUGGAUCAUACAUUUGUCAGUAGCACUAGAAGAUUAUGGCUAGCCACCAAUGGAGUGCCAGCUCUGUAUGUGUAAUAAUAAUAGCAUGUGUUAAGAUUGGGACUCAAGUUACAUCUAACCAAAAAUUACAAUUACCUACUUGAAUGAAAUCUUCCUCAAAUUUGGAGCAUGGUUUCGUUAAAAAAGUGGUGUCACUGUUUUGUGCAGUGUUUCAGCAGAAUUUUUUUUAAAGACCACAAACACAUUUUUGUAAGAUCAGUUUACAUACACUGCACAAUAUCCCCAAAACUCUAAAACUCUAUGCUAAUUUGUUCUUUGAGCCUUCUAAUGUGCAUGCACUCUGGACAGAGCUAUCAUUAUUACCCAAUUAUAGUGAUGUUUCAGCUUGCAUGUUUUUCUCUGCAUGCACUGGUUCUUGUAGUUGCUGAUGUUGUCAAAUUUUCUGGUAUUUUAGCUAUAAUCAUUAUCAUAGGCAAUCACACUUGGCCAUGUAUUCUCAUUUCUCUCUUUGCCAUCUAUUCAUGCCUUUUCAAAAUCUGUAGCACUGUUGGUAACAUCUUACUUCUAGUUAGAAUGCUCAAGGGUUAGGGCUUCCCAGUUCUCCGUGUUUAUGCCACCUUUUUAAGGUUAGCUAUCAGCCCAUUUUUAAAACUCUUUUACUGUCCACCAACCUUCCAUUUUCCAUUCUUAAAUUGAGAAGAAAAUAAGUGCUUUGGCAUUCGGGCAUUUGGACAACGUGGCCGGUCUAGCAAAGUUGAUGGCACAGGAUUGUUACUUCAGUGCUGGUGGUUUUUGCUUCUUCCAGAACAUUGAUAUUUGUUCACUUGUCUUCGCAAGAGAUUUGCAGGAUUUUUCAAAGACAAUGCUGAUAGAAUCAUUCCAGAAAUCAAGAGUGACGUUUGUAGACCAUCCAUGUUUUGCAGGCAUACAAUAGGGUUAGAAGGACAAUAGCUUUAUAAACAAGCAUCCUGGUAUCUCUACCAAUUUCCAAAUUCUCGAACUCUCAGCUCCAUACAAAAAAAUGCUGAACUCACAGAGCUCAGUGUUGUAUUUCAGCAUUGAUGUCAGCUUUUUUUUUUUAGAGAGUUAGCUGUCUAAGUCUUGAAAGAGCCAGUGUGUUAAUUUGUUUUAUGUGUGAAGAUUGGUGCACAGCAACCAAUACACAGUCAUCACAGGAAGAGGUUUUGAUGCCACCAGUUGUCGUAUUACCAUGCUAUUUAGCUAUAAUAUUGUUGUAUGAAAGGGUAUGGGAGGAGGUCUGCGUAGUGACACCAUGAGACUCAGGUGAAAUCAGUCUUAGUGACACCAAAGAAUUAAAGUUAAGCAUGUUUUAACUCCUUGUUAUUUUAUUGAAUGAUUAAUCACACAUGUACAAGUAUCUUGCAAAAGCCAGUGUAACCUAAAAGUUCAUAGGUAAAGGUUUUCCCCUGACGUUAAGUCCAGUCGUGUCCGACUCUGGGGGUUGGUGCUCAUCUCCAUUUCUAAGGCGAAGAGCCGGCAUUGUCCAUAGACACCUCCAAGGUCAUGUGGCCAGCAUGACUGCAUGGAACACCAUUACCUUCCCACCGGAGCGGUACCUAUUGAUCUAUUCACAUUUGCAUGUUUUCGAACUGCUAGGUUGGCAGAAGCUGGAGCUAACAGUGGGUGCUCACUCUGCUCCCCGGAUUUGAACCUGGGACCUUUCGGUCUGCAAGUUCAGCAGCUCAGCGCUUUAACACACUGAGCCACUGGAGGCUCCCAUUAAAAUUUCCUAAUUGGCUCUAAAUGUUGUCCUUGAUUCUUUAACUGUAUCAUGAUAGGUAACAUGUAACAUAGUAAAGAUAUCAGCAAAUGGGAGUUUUUAAAGGACUUGUUGCUUCUCCAUUACAUACAAUUCUGAACGUAUUGAAAGUAAGGAACUCAAUAAGAAGCUGCAAAUACAUGUGCAAAGAUAGAAAUGAUAUUAGAAAAUAUUUGAAAUAUAGUCCAAAAAGUGUUUUUUGGGUGUUGGGUAUAUAAAAAUAUAAAAUAUAAAAAGGGUCUGGUGAGAAUUUUCACAGUUUAAGAUUUAUUUUGUGCAAUACUCAUGCUUUUUGCACAAAAAUAGCAUCUUCUGCAUAAGAAACAGCAUUUUAUGUCCAGAAAAUAAUAUUUCUGUAUAUUGAUUUUUUAUUUCUGUAAACACAGUUGUGCUUUCUUGGUUCUCUCAUUCAUUUCUUUUCUGGGAGAUGUUCUUAUUAUUAGCUUCAUCCCAUGAUGUUUUUGUUGUCUGCAUUGCUUAACAUUGUGGGAAACAUAGGCCAGUAUUCCACAUAUAACUUUAUACAAAGUGAUUCCAAGGAGAUGCUUCUGAAGCCUUCAAGAUUUGGUGGGUUGCAAGUCCCAUCAGCCCUGAUCAGCAUUGCUAAUGGUAGGCAAGGAAUGCGGGGGUUAUGGUCCACCAACAUCUGGAGAGCUACAUGAUUCCCAUCCUUUAUCUAGCUAAAUGUUAUUUACUGUGCUUUUCUCCUCUUUAGUUCAAUUAACAGGGGCUCUCAAAAAACUUAAAUAGAGACACUGUCACUCCUGGCCACAUAAUAUUCUUGGAAAUCAUCUCGGAAUAUCAGUCUAUAAAGUAUGACACUGAGAAAUAACCCCUUUCUAGAAAAUAUACAUAAUUUCCAUUUCUGUAUAUGAAAUUAUAUUGAGAAUUGUCUAUUGCAAGAACAAAAUGUCUCUAUAAGGUUCUUGAGAUGUUUCAGUUUCUGUUGUUGAGUUUCUUUUUCUUUUAGAAUUUUUCUCCUAUUUUGACAAGGACUACAAUGGAAAGCAAUGCCAAUGACUGGAGGUUCUAGGCAUAUAGAAAAAUAUGUAGCCCAGCCUUCAUUAACCUGAUGCCUUCCAGAUGUGCCCAAAAGCCAUGCUGGCUAUAGAUGGGGAAGUUGUAGUCCAAUAUAUCUGGAUAAUAUUAGGCUGGAGAAAGCUGCAAUAAAACAUUAUGUGAAUUAGUAUGUUCUUUGAGGACUACUCAUUGUAGAGUGACAUCAGAAAUAAGCAAUAUUUAUCUAGAGUUUAUUCAGUUGCAUUGAAUGAAUAAUCUUGUCCCUUAAAUGGCAUCUUAUCCCAAAUAUAUUGGGUUAUAGCAUUCUCUCUUAGCAUUGAAGAAUAUGAUCUCCUUUUUUCCAGAAACACCUCCACUAUGCAUCUAGUCAACCAGUCUUCAUUGCAUUUCAUGCUUCAUGUUAUUCCAUAGCAGCAUUCCAGGGGUUACUGACAUUAUCAAGAUCCUCACAUUCUCAACUUCAUGUUAGCAUCCAGCUCCUUGAUUGUGCCAUUGUUAUUGCACAGAGAAUUUCUAUAUAAGCAUGCUUCUAUAACACCAAAAUCAGAAUCACAUAACCUCUCUGCUGGUGACAGCCAUUUUUUUUUCUUAUGCUCAGAUACAGCAAUUUGUUGCCUGCGGAAGAUUGUGUUAGGUUAAGCUUAGUGCCAUUGAGCUCAUUUACAGUGGUAUGAGUGUCUGGAAACUUUUGUAUUGGUAGGAGCAGAGAGACAUUAUGGUAAUGCCCAGAAUAUCACAAUAAGCAUGGCUAGUUGGGAAUUCUCAGAGUUAUAGUCCAUAGAAGUCAUUUUCCCCUUACGCUGAGCUUACCAAAAUGGUACCAAGGAAAAGAUGAUGUACCAUGAUGUAAGUGGGCACAGGAACUGGCUUUCAGUGUAGUACUGUAAGGAGACAAAAUAAAGCCUGCAAUUGAUUAAGAAAGACCAUGCUCCUUCCCAGUUUGUCUCUGCCAAUGAGAAUUUCAGUUUUAUUUCUGAAUGGAAAACAUUUUUGAGUGGACUUUGAAAUAACUCACCCAGUAUCUGAUGUGAUUCCUCAUCUUCCUCUGUAGUGAAACCUCUGUUUCAAUGUUGUUUAUGUGUGUGUGGCUACAGUGUUUUUACUUUGUCCAGAAAAACCCAAUUUGUAUAUUGCCAUAUUAGAAGACUAAGUACACUCUUAUAUUAAAAAAGCAAUAUAUACUGUAUUCUGCAUCUUUUCAGUCAAAGCUUCCAUAGCUGUAGUGUUUUUAUUUAUAACUGUUUAUAACAAGAUGCAGAUUUUUACUAUUACUCACUAAACCAAGAAGAAUGAACUUCUUUGCUGUCUCUGAAUAUUAUUAAUGCAACAAUAACAAUAACUUCAACAUUCAUUCCAUUGCAAUCUGUUUUUUAACCCUUGACCAAUCUGUCUCAUUUUAUAAACCUGCUGACAAAAGGGUUUUUAAAGAAGAGAACAUUUAAUGAGCUGUUUAUUGUGUGACCUUGACACAGUACCUGAUUCAUAAAAAAGAAAAGAAAGAAAAAUAUUCCAACUUCUCAUUUCAGUAUGUGAUCAGCAGUAUUCAGACUGCUAAAGUCUUGGCAAGUUUGCUGAUAUAAGGACUCAGGGAUAUGGGUAUUUGUUAAAGUUGUUCUCAAAUUCUUGAGUCAGCAUUUUUGGCAUAUUCACUCCUGUCUUCCCACUUUUUGAGAAGCAUUAGCAUAGUAUAUAGGCUUACUGCAACAAUCUUUAAAGUUCAGAUUUGAUCAGUGAGAUGUUGACAAUGGAGAAAAUCUGAAACAUUUUCUAUUCCUGUUUUGAAAUUAUUAUUUUCCAUAUAAUUGUCCAGUACUUACUUUGAAAGUAAUUGUUAUACCCCAGAAACUUUGUUUUGUUGUUUAUCCUUCGAUUAUCUGAAACACAAAAGUUUGUAAUUUUCCUUAAUGAAAAUACGCCAUUUUUAACUUUUCAAAACAAAGUUUUUGCAGUUUAAUAAACCUUUUCCAUAUUUUUAUGAUAGAACCAAUUUGGAAAUGACAUUUAUAACCCAGGAACAAAAAUCGUGUUACAUAGUAUAAUAUAACAUUUCAUCCUUUCCAACUGUCCCAGUGAAUUCUCUCCCAGUCCUAAUUAAUCAUUCCCACUUUCCAGCUUUCUUUAACAUGACCCAGUUUCCCUUUCUUUGGCCUCCUUUCCCUUUUGGUCCUCUACUUACUUCAAUUGCUAGAAAUUGAGUUCAAAGUGCAAAUGUAGUUUUUUGUACUCAAUUGACUGAGCAUGGGGAGUGGAACAAAUGAGAAAGAAACUUGCACUUUCAGGCAAAAUCUCUCCUAGCUUGUAUGUACUUCCACAUUAAUAACAUUUGCCAUCUUGGCUAGAUUCUACUGUUUCUCAGCCACAUGUGUUCUGGUUUUCAUCUGAAAUGCUGAAGAAUAUGACAUUAUGUAAGUUCAAUUGAUUUGCUGUCAACUGCAAGUAUUUAGAUCCAAGUUUUUCCAGUAGUAGUAGUAGUAGUAGUAGUAGUAAUAUGCAUUAAGAAAAAAGGAAAGAUGCAAUGGAAAUAGAGGCAGAAAAAAGGUGACCGAAACUGCCUUAUACCUAAUCACAUCAUUUGUAAGUCUAUUCCGGUGGAGUGCCCUGACUAUCCAAAUUCUUUGGUGGAGGUUUGCCAUGCAACAUGUACUACUAAAUGGGCAAUAUUAGAUAUGUGAACCUGGGGCCUUCUGAAUGUAAAUCAUGUGAUCCUCUCAAGUUUUAGAAACAUUACUUCUUGGAAAAAAAACCCUCAGAAUCCACCAGUCUGCAUGACCACUACCCAUGGUAGUUUGCAUUAUAUUCCAAAGCAUUUCCAAGGUCUGACUCCACUAAUGAUUUAUGGUCAUUUCUCCCAAACUUUCUAUUGCAUAUUUGCCCCUCAAAAGAGUCAAUUUUUCUCAAAUCUAGUAUUAUCAUUUCAGAAAUUAAUGCUGCAUGGUUAUCCCUUUUUAUUUUAAGCCCUUCAGUAAUUACUUUCAUCUAAAGUAAUAAAAGCAAUGAUCUGAAGUUGGAAGUUCUUUGUAAUAAUUCUAUUAGCCUGGAUCUACACUGCCAUAUAAUCCAGUUUCAGAAUCCAUUUUAUCUCCAUUGAACUGGAUUAUAUGAUUUUACACUGCAUAUAAUCCAGUUAAAUGCAGCUAAUCUGCAUUCUGAAACUGGAUUAUAUGGCAGUGUAGAUCCAGCCUCCGUGAAUUCACUGAUCAGUUACACAUUGUCUGAUUUCUAGUGGCAUAACCAUCACCAAAGGUCAACCAAGGACACAUAAAUAUAGAGAUUUCCAUUUCAAUAAUACUUUAAUUACCGUAUGUUGCCAACAAUGUCAACAUGGGGUUGACAAGUGGAGAUGUUAUCCUUCCCUAUCCUUCUGUUUUAAUGUGCCAUUUUCCAAAGAUGCAUUCUGAGUAUGAGUUGACUUCUGAUUGUUAUCAUAUUUCAUUCUCACCCAAAUAUAACAUAAAUAACUUUUUACCUAAAGAUUGUACUUGUCUUUUGUGUGUUGUCCAAAUGUGAAAAGAGUCAGAAGCUUUGAAGUUGUAACUGGAGAUUUGAACUGGAUCAUACAGUUGUCAGCAUUACUUUCUCCCAUUUUCUGCUACCAUCUUUGUCUGUUAUGAAAUCUACUCAGACACAUGUAUAUAUUACAGUUUUUGUUCCAAAAUCCCCUAUUGCACAUACAAGGUAAAAACCAGCCAAAAUGAGUUCUAUUGCAGCACUAUCCUGAAUAUGUCUACUCAGAAAUAAGCCCUAGUUUAUUCUCUGGGACUGACUACCAAUUAAGGAUACUUAGGACUGUAACCUUUUCCCCCAGGAACUGGGAAUAUAUGGCCUACCAGUUGUUGUUGGACUGUAGCUGCAUCCACCCCUUACUGUUGGCUGAGCUGGCUAGUAUUGCAGUCCAACAAUAGUAGAGGGGUAGGUAUUUUUCACCUUUGCUUUAGUUCCACUUAUCACAGUGGGUGAGAUUACAUUACAUUACAUCAUUGAACUCAAUGGGAGGCUUAACUUACAUUGGAAUGAACCUGGAAUGAAAAACUGCUUCAUGUGAAAGAGGUGCCCACUUAUUUUAACAGUACAGAAAGUGUCAUAGAUCAAUCCCUGUUGAAGUGACUGGAGCAGUAGCAUAUCACCUAGAGCUCCAUAUGUGAUAGGAGAUCCCACAAAUCAGUCUGGUAGCUUGUGAACCUGGGGACCUUUUCUUCUCUUUUGCAUACCAAUUUCGUAGUGUCAGACUUAUGGAGUAGCAUAAAGAACCCCCUUUUAAGACAUCUCUGGUAGUUAUAUAUUUUAAAAAAUAACAUGUGUUUCUUGUUCCAUUAAAUUUUAUACAUGUUCAUGUACUGUAUAUAAAAUAUAUAUAUUAUAUACAUAUACAUAUACAUAUAUUUUAUGAAUCAGGUCUGUGAUUUUUACUAUUCGGAGCAAUCUGACUCAUUUUCAUGGAACCGUUCUCUCUUAUUUUGCUGGCAAUGUAAAUAAUAUUGUACAUCUGCGAUUUUAUUAUAUUCACGUGAUAUAUGCAUUGCUUCUUUUGAAAUUAUUCUAGGUAUAUCACCCAGCAGUUUAGAUGCCAUUUCAUAUACAAAAAUAUCUGUAAAGCAUGUGUUUCAACAUCUUAUAUUGUACCUUGCAAACUCGGGAAUAUUUCAUUUUCAAUGUUUUUCAACUAAAAUGCCUCAAAUAAUGCAAUCCAAAUGAUAUUUUCUAUUUAGUGAUUGCAUCUUGGAUUUUCCUUUUCCCAUAGGGGUCAUUUUAUUCUUCACUUUACAUUCAGACAGCCAUUACUUCCUGUAAGAAGAGAGUUGUGUGUAAAGUGAUGAGAAUCCUAAUAAGAGUAAGCCAACUAAAUCAGCGGGCAGAUCCAUGUUGACUUUAAGAGUCAACCGUUGGUUAUGUUGGUCUACUCUAGUUAGGCCUAAUAAAUGGCAUUUCAGCAGUAAUAUUACACAUGGAAAAGACACUUCAUGAUUUUUUUUUAAAUACUAAUAUUUUAUGCUUUGUAUCCCUCAUUGAAUCACGAUGCUCACAAAAACACAGUCUGUGCUACCUUUUCUGGAUGUAGAACUCCAUGUUUUGUAUGACAUUAAAAGUCAAGCAAAAAUCCUGCAUGGCAGAUGUAGCUAUGAUGUCUUAAGUACACUCCAAUUCCUGAUCUGCCUCUUAAACCCACCUUAAAAGCUAGGCAGCCAUUUAUAGUGCUGAUGAGCAGAAUACUACAAGAUUAUGCCUCUAGCCUCUUCCCACCAGUGAGUGACAGCAUGAUGAGUAGGAGGGACUGCUAUAGGCUCCCACUGCAACUUCUCAUCAUACUGCCACUUACUAGCAGGAAAGGGCUGGAUGCAUCAUUCUUCAACACUCUGGAGCUCACCAAUAUCAAUGAACUCCUUAGCUCAGUGUGACCUCUUGGCUUUUGGGGACAUUUGCACUCACAGCAAUGGUGCCAUAAUUGUAAAUGUGAGCACAAAACAGUUAUAUGGUUACAGCUCUAGCUUAGACCAUUGUAACAGCCUAACAGGAUACCAACCACAAUGGCUUACCUUCUAGCAUGAUGUUGUGGCAAGAGGUGUUCUCUUUGGUCCUGCUUCAUAAUUGAAUGUUUGCAAGACUGGGAAAGGACACAUUGCUAUGAUGCUGCAAGGUAAAGUAAAUAGUUUUGCUCAGUGGGAAUGGGGCUGGGUGGGAGUAGAAAGAAAAUGGGAAAAUUGUUUUUAUAACAUCAACAUCCCCAUCCACUCACCACAGAGAAGGGUUUCAAAUACACGAAACCACAUAGAACAAGGUGAUAAUUAAUGGAGCUAAAUAUUCAAUUUGUUCUGAAACUGUCUAUGUCUGAGUCCCCCUGGGGGAGAAGAGCGGUAUAUAAAAUAAAUGAACAAAUAAAUAAAUAAAUGAUUAUUUAGGUCUGGAUCUUUAAUUUUCUAUUUCAAGUUGCAAGACGGGAACUGUGCUGAAAGAAUGACAAGGGGAUUUAUACUUUCCCAUUAAUCUGUUUUCUCCACGUUUCCUUCUUAUGCAGAUUACUACUUGUCUGGUUAGGAAAAAUUAAUUCUCAGCUGCUGUCGAGGGAGCCAGUUCUCAUAAAAUAAUAUAUAAAUGGUUGACAUAUAUGGAAACAUGCCUUCCCCACUCUUAUAACUUUUAGUAGCCUUCCCACCGGGGGGAAGGACUGUUAAUACUUAUUUAAAUGUGAAGACAGGAGAUCCAAUAACAGAGCUCUACCAUUAAAAUGAAUUCACUGUCUGGGAUUUGGGAGGGCCAAUUUUUCACCAAACAGCAUUAUGAAUGCUCUCAGCACUGACCCAUGAACUGGCAGGGAGAUGCACAUAUGAUGUUAUCUGGAUUGGAAGGAAGAUGUUCAGCAGCAGUGCUUGGUGGGUUGUGCCCUUAAUCUACUGCAUCUUCCAUGCUUUCCACACAGCAAAAGCCUUUUAAGCACUUUUGUAUAUUUUUGUGUGCCAUAAGUGUUGUAAAUAGCAUGUUUCAUUAUGCAAAAAUUUCUAGCUCACCAACUUCAGAACAAGAUCAAUUUGUAUAUGAAAAAAAUAUUAAAACAUUGACAGUAAACUUGGAUGACUAAAAAAAGUUAUAUAAAGUGAUUAUGACUGUUGUGUGUUAUUCUGUUUUUACUGUCCUUAUCCCAGUUUUAUGUUUUAAAGGGAAAAAUACAUUUUCUUUGCCCUUGAAUGUCUGAUCAAUUAUUUAAACUAUAUUUACAUCAAUAAAUCUUAUUCCAAACCUAUGAAAUAUUGUCAGAAUAUUUGUUUUGUUGGUUUGUUGACAGAAGAUGAAAUGAUUAUGAAAUCUUCUUCUUUUUGUAUCUACGUUUCCUUUCCAUGUUUUUUAAAUUGGGGCAGGAUCAUGAAAUUAAAGUGGGGAGAAAAAAUUAAGAGUUCUACUGAUAUGUACACAACGUAUACAUAGGCCCAUCUGUGGAUAUUACUCAAAAUAAUCAUGAAUUAUCUCUAGUCUCAGAGGUUGUAUGUGCCAUAUACCAGCUCCAUAUAUUGUAGUUCUCCUAGCCUAUGUGUAGGCUUCUCUUUAGCAACUGUGUGAACAGAAUGCUAGACUAGAUAGACCUUUAAGCUGCUUCAAUGUGGUUUUUCAAACAUUUUUUAAUAUACAGAUACUUAGUUAAUCUAAUACAAUAUUCAUGCAACCCCCUCAGAAUGUGAAAAUAAAAGUAGAAGCUCCCAGUAUGCGUGGGAAAUUCAGAGACAUCUGCUAAAUCACAUUAGUGAAUUUGGGGUGAUUUUGAUAAAACAGUUGACAUUCAAGACUAGGAACAGAUCAUUAGCCUGUUUCUCAUCUUUCCCUAUUGAUUUCUUGUGUGCUCAUUAAUAAGUCCAUUCUGUCACAUUUCUGCAUCGAUGUGCUGAUUUUCAAAAUAAAUGAAUAAACAUUAAUGUAUAAAUAAUUGUCAAGAUCCUACAUUGCCAGUUUAUUGUACAUAGUCACACAUGUAUAAGUUGACCUCACAUAUAAUUCAAGGACAGGUUUGGGAGCCAAAAUUAUGGAUUUUGUUAUGACCUCUGGAUAAAUUGAGCAUCAUUUCACACCAAUCUGCCUCAGUGGGCCACUCACCCAUGACCAGAACCGGCACCAUGGUGGUGAGAGUAGAAAGGAUCAGUGCUUCUUUUAGGUUCUCCGGAAUGUAUGGAACUCUUCCCUUUGGCUACUCUACUCAGAGGAGGGAACAGUUUCUAUUUUAAUAAGCUGAUACUCACAUUGACCCAUGGAUAAGCCAACACAGAUGUUUUGGGGGGGUUUUUUUACUAAAAUUUCUAGACUUAUACAAAAGUAUAUAUGGUAAUUAUCAAUGCAAAACAAAUUCCCUCCCCUCACCUACCCUAAUAGCCAGAAGCCAAGCUGAGCACUGGAGGAGCUCUUCUACUGAUGCUCAGAAUACAGCAGGAUGAUGUUUACAGCCACCUCCUAAGAGCAAUCUGUGGCACAAAGAAGAAUUGUAAUAUAAGUCUUGCUUAUGAUUGCCACAAACUCGCAGACUAGUAGGAGGGUAUGGUAAUGUCAUCCCAAGGCACAAAGCAGAACUUCACAGUCAGAUCUUGUUCCUGGAAAUUAAGGUAGGACAAAUCACAUGAUAAAUGAAUACAGAACAAUUACGGAUCUGUAAUUCUUGGUUACAGAUAUAUAAUCAAAUACGGGAUGUCAAUCAUUAUUUAAAUAUGCACCUUUGUUAUGAUCAAAACUGCACAUUCAAGAGCAUAUUUUACCUACCAAUUCUGUAUAACAGCUAGUGAAAUUUAGACUUAUAGAAAUUGAAUUCCUCCCUCCACAUGCCCCUCAGAUCUGCUUCAGAGUAUUAGCCUAUCCUCCAGAAGAGUUUAGAGUAAUGCAGGGUGGUGGAAAAGAAAGCAAAAACCCAUUGCAUCAGUGAAAGCUGACUCAAAGCUCAUUUUGUCCUCAAAAGGAUGAAGAAUGUAUGGCGCUUGAGACCUUAUUGAGCCAUAGCUUCCAUCAACUCUAAUCAACUCAUUCCUCAGGAAUGAUUAAAUUUGGCAUAAAUCAAAAAGAAAGCUUCUACCUGGAAACCGAUGUCCUCACUGUGGAAGAACAUGCAGGUCAAGAAUAGGGCUCCGCAGUCACCUAUGUAUCCUCCGCCAGGACACCACACUUGGAAGACAAUCAUACUCAGACAAUGAGGGAUUGCCUAAUUAAAAAGUUUAAAUUACUAAUUUACCACUCCCCAGUUGUACCUGCUUAUAUCUGACCAAAUAUGGCCUCUCUAUGAAUUUUCCAGGUGAUUCUAAGAUAAGUUAGAAUUUAUCCAUUGGGUGUUGUGGAGGGGGGGGGGGAGGUAAUGUCCAGAAAUGAUUACACUAUGUAACAAAAUUUGAAAAAUCUUCUGUUCCUGGUUUGAAAGUGGUAUUUCCUGUUUAAUUAUGUGGUGCUUACUUUGAAAUUAGAUAUUAUACUCCAGAAACUUUGUUUUUGUGGCUGCCACAAACUAUGUUGAAUUGGUUGAGACUCUAUGAGAUAUUCAUUGGAAAACUAUAACAAAAUGUGCUGCAGGAUGUCCCGCAAAAAUAAUGUUUUUGCAGUUCAAUAAACUUUUUCCAUGUUUUUAUGAUAGAACCAAUUAGAAAAUGACAUUUGUAACCUAGAAACAAAAAUCGUAUUACAUGGUGUUAUUUUUUUUAAAAGCUAGCUAAAAUAUAUGUAAAUCAAUUUAAGCAAGGAUGAUCGAGAGUAACCAAUUGAUUUUCCAUAAGAAGAGAAUGAAAGAACUAUCCCAGCAGGCUUUUGAUGCGCUGACAUUUCUUAAACAGCACUUUUAUCAGAGUGUUUAUGCUGAAAUAUCUUUUUUUUUUUUAGAGAGUCAAGUCGACAAUUUAAAAUGUAAUUAUGCCUACCAAUGAUCUCAAUCAUAUGAUGAAGAGAUAGUCCAGAGUAAUACCAUGUAAUGUAUUUCCCAUCAGCAGACUGAAUCUGAUCAGGGAAAACAAUACAAUCUUAUCUUGAUCUCAGUUCUGACAUGUCACAUGCUGUUCCUCCCAAUAUAAUUUGAAAUUGGAUAUUUGAUAUGCCUGAAGAUUGAGGCAUUUUGAAAAAUAACAAAACUUGAAUUUUCUCCAUGCUUUUAGACAGAAGAACCAGUAUAUAUAUUUUUUUCUUUUUGACUGUGUGGUUUUGGGCCAGGGAUCAGAACUAAACUUGGGGGUGAAUGUUGAAGAAAGUGGAGGGACAAAUCAGAAAACUAACAGUUACACCUUUUUUCUUUACAAAUUGGACAUAACCAAAGUUUUGAAUCCUCACUUGUCAUAAUUUCUCUUCUGGCAGCCAGACUCUUUUCCAAGCCUGCCUGCUUACUCUGAAGCAUUGAGUGGCUCUACCAGGCAGUUUCAAGAAGUUUUCAGUAUGCUGAUGUCAAACUGUUAUCACUGUGGUAGCAAAUCCGUAUAAUUAUGUUGCAUAUAUGCACUGUGUCAAUUGAAAAAGAAAACUGAGUUAAGUUGGCUGUCUGUAUGUGGCCAAGAAUAGCUCCACAGGUGCAGGAAACUUCAAAAAUCUGAAUGGCUGAUAGGAAGGCUGGCUAACAGAGAAAGUAAAGAAUAAAAGGAGAUGGCAGGAGAGAAGAUGUGAAGAUGAUGAGUUACAUCUAUGGACUUCAUCAAACAAAGACACUUCCAUGGCAGUAGUACUAUCAUGGACACCAAUACAUACUGAGAAGCACAUUAGAUAUCACAUGCAAUGGCAAUGAUUCACCAACCUGUAAUCCGACAAGCAUACUUCUGCAGACCCUCAUAACCCUGCUGCCCCAUACUCCUGCUGCUCUGUAAUAUUUUAUUUAAUUUUAGACCAAUUUUGCAAUUUUAGCAAUGAAUGCAAAUAUAAUGCUAAAACAUUGCAUAAACACAAAACAGACAACUCUGAUAUAGGAUAGGACAAAGAGUGUGAGAUGUCACUUUACUGCUAGCAUGCUGGCACAGGGGCAAAGCAGAAUGUAGAGAAAGUUGUAAGAUGGUGAGCUAUUGACAAGUUUUUUCAGUCAGCAGCAUAGAAUGGGUUAAUCACAGGGAGAGACAAGCUGCAGUGAGAUGCAAAUCACAUCAUGUAAUACAGACUGUGAGCAAAAGUGAUGGCCCAGCCUCAGUGCCAGUUUGUGUGCCUUAUGCAAUAAAGUUCUACAUGUUUAUCAGCUUUUUCUUACCCUUUUCUCUUUCCUUUUACAAAAGAUAUCAGAGAAAAACAUGGCAGACAAGCUAGUGAAUCUGCCCGUGAGCCUGCCUACCUUCUUCCUGUGUCCAAGAUCCCCCAUUUACAUGUAGUUCUACAUGUGCAAAUCCAUGUCCUCCCACAGUAACUGUCAAAUUCCGAGCAGGAGCCUGUGAUGCUUAUUGGCAGUGUGGUUGGGAGGCAAUUCAGACAACGGAGAAACAAUUCACACUAUGGAGGAUGCACUCUCAAAUGGAGUACCCUGGAGUCUUCUUUUCCCUGGCAGUCAAGCGCAAUCAGAUCUUCAUGGUCUGAAAUGUCUCUCCUUCUCUCUUCUGAAUUUCUCCAUCAGUAAGCAAUAGCAGCAGGAGCUUGACUAUUAUUGGGCUGUUAUUGUUACUGAUGUUGCUGUUGUUGUUGUGUGCCUUUAAGUCAUUUCCAGCAUGGUUACCCCAAGGCUUUCACAGGGUUUUCUGAGUGCAUGACUUGUCCAAGGUCACCCAGAGAUUUUUGAUGGUGAAGUGGGGAUUCAAACGCUGUCCUCCAGAGUCAUUGUCCAAACCACUACACCACACUAGCUCCAUAGAUCCUGAGAGGUUGAGAACAAGAGACUGUUGGCAUCCAUAGAUGAAUACAAUUAAAUCUUGAAUUUUUUUUCAUUUUGAGUUCUACACCAGCUUUCUAUCCUCUUCUUAGGAACAUAUAAAAAUAGCUUAGCAAUAGGAGAUUUAGAACAAGAUGGUGAUGGUGGGACAUUGAAAACACUGUGUUCUCAACCUCCUACCAUAGUACCUAUAGGUGGAACAGAAGGGCAAGAAAUAGCCCUCUGCAAUCUAUCAAAAAGGGAACUGUGAACACAUGUAAGCUGUACUUAUGUGCCUGUAAGUCAGUGACAGGAUGCUAGCCAAACUACCUGAUGGAUGGAAAGAACAAUUUCAUUAUCUAGAUGGAGCUUUUGCUGAUUCCUGUUGCCAAGCUAUUUUUAUUUAUCCCUUUGAAGAGGAUCGAGAGCUCUGUGUGGAACUCAGUGGAGAAAUCACAAGAUUUGGCUGUAGCCAGGAAUGGUUGCCCAAAAUUCCUUCCAACUUCCUCAUCAUCCAAAAGGACAACAGCUAAGAGUUUCGGCUCCUUCUGCAUUAAUUGCACCUGAAGUCGUUCUUGCUCCAACAUUUCUUUCCUCUGCUUUAAGUAUUUGGAGCUGCAGGUAUAGUACAAUCAUCUCUACAAAGUUAUUUAUUUAUUUAUUUAUACUCUGCCAUUCUCCCCAUGGGGACUCAAGGUGGCAAACACUCCACACUAGGCAAGUUUAAAAGGUGCAAUAAAAAAGUUAAAAAGCAAUUAAAUAGUAACAGUGUGGUAAAAGCAAAAUUAAAAUAAAGUAGAAUGAUUCUGCCAUCCACAGCUUAUAAAUUCCAAAAGUCAUCUUGAUUUUGCUGUUUUAUAUAAAGGGCGCUAUUUUAGUAUGUUAUUGUAUAUUACUUUAUAUAAACAUCUAGACAUUUUAUUCAAAAAAUGAUCCCCGAAAAAACUGAGUCAACUUAUCCCUGAGUUUGCACUGAUGUUUUCUCCUCUCCACAGAAUGACCCUCAACUUAUCCAUGGGUCAAAUCAAAAUCCAUAAUUUUGACUCCAAAACUUGCCCUCAACUUAUGCUUGAGAUUGAUGUAAAGAUGAGUAUAUAUGGUAAAUGGGAUUUGAAGACCCAAGGAUUUCGGCAUCCAUAGGGGUCCAGGAACCAAAACCCAGUGGAUACCAAGGACUUACUAGAGUUUAUCAUUCUUUUCAUUUCAUAGGAUAAAACAACAGAGAAAAAAGUCAAAUGUACCAGAGAAGGUGCAGAAAUGCUAUCGACGGGAUCUCUGUCAAACACCAAGGUUUCAGAUUCAAAGCCGGUUUCCCAUUAUUUUUUAAACAUUAAAAAUAAUUUCUCAAGAAUUUGAACUAUUUUCCAGGCAGCCUAUGCAGAGAUGUUUUUGUUCAUGAACACAAUAAAAUUAUACCAAAUAUUAAGAAAAUUGCUGUGUGAUUGCUUUGGACAACCUGAAAUUGUGCCUUAUUUAGCUUUUCAGAGAGGGCAAUUUUCCACACUUUGUUCAGCCACCUGUUGACUUCCAAUGCUGUGCCACUUCAAACCUGGCAGACACUAAGAAACAUUUAAUUAAUGCAAUCUGCUGCACUUAAGCCCAAAUGUUACCAGGCUUUACUGGAAGACUUCAUGAGGUCUAAUGCAUAGAAUAAUAGAAUCAUAGAAUUGUAAAUUUGGAAGAAAUCAUGUGGGCCAUCUAGUCCAACCCCCUGCCACGCAGUAAAAGCAUAUUCAAAGUACCCCUGACAGAUGGCCAUCCAGCUCUGUCAAAAAGUCUCCAAAGAAGAAGUUUUCACCACACUCCACAGGAGAGAGUUCCACUGCUGAACAGCCCUUGUAGUCAGAAACUUCUUCCUAAUGUUCAGGUGGAAUUGCCUCUCCUGUCAUUUGAACCCACUGCUCUGUGUCCUAGUUUCCAGGGCAUUCCUAGACUACUUCUUUACCUGUUUUGGGUUGCAUUUCCCCUAUUACUUCAUCCACUCCAUAUUGCUCAGGUUGAAAAUUGAUUUCUUUAUGUGAGAAGACUGAGGCAAAUAAGGUGUUGAGUAGUUCUGCCUUUUCCGCCAUCUUCUCCACGCAGAAGUCGUACCGUUUCCUUGUUCUUUUAUUUUCUACUGACAUAAUCAAAGAACCAAUUUUUAUUAUUUUUAAUCUCUCUGGCAAGCCUGAGGUCAUUUUGAUCUUUAGCCUUAUGAACCUUUUCCCUACAUGGUAGACUUUACCUGGCACUGCAUUUACCUGAAUAAACUGAUUCCUUCAAGGUACAGGGGAAAUUUUCUCCAACUGCAACAGACAUUAGCAUUAACUCCCAGAACCAAAUUAAACAUAAAAAUUGUUAUACAUUUUGGUCUUCCUCUGCUUAUUUUCCUUUAAAAAAAAAAGACAAGUCACAUUAUCUAAGCUGCAUAAGAAAGCGAAGGCAAAUCCCUUCUGAACAAAUAUUUCCAAGAAAACCACCUGAUAGGUUCGUCUUAGAGUCACCAUAAAUUGGAAGCUGCUUGAAGGCGCACAAAAACAGCCAUGACAAAUGGUAAGACUGGCAGUGUUGCACAACAGAGCAUGCCAUGGGGUUGUUGUAUGUUUUCCGGACUGUAUGGCUAUUUCAGAGGAUGAGGAUGCCUGCCAUAGAUGUGGGCGAAACGUCAGGAGAGAAUACUUCUGGAACAUGGCCAUACAGCCCGGAAAACAAACAACAACCCUGUGAUCCCAGCCAUGAAAGCCUUCGACAACACAUAGAGCAUGCCAUCUUCAUCAGAGUUUGCAAGUAUUACAUUUCAGGAAGUGGAAUUAUGUGGUGUAUUUAAAUUUGGGUGGAAAAUGAAAUAACAAUGUUCCCUUUUAAACUUUCAAUAUUAAUUCUAAAACAUUCUUUUUGUUGAAUGUCACCAUAUUUCAAAGCAGUUAUUUUAAUGGGUCAUUUGGAGUGUUACCCCCCCCCCAUUUUUGAAGAUUUAACAAUAUAUUUUGCAAUAGCAUGUUAUUAAUGCUGCUAAUGUAUCUUCUCUAGGAAUUUUUAGGCCUUCUAAUGCAACUCUGAAGUAACACCCAGUGGAUAUUGUUAAUUUCAAAAAGGUUCACUACCUUCUAUGGCUGCCCAUGUUUUAAAAGUGUUUUAUUUUUUGUUUUAAUGAUGUUGUACCUGCUUCAAGCAACAAGGUAAUAAAAUUGUUGUUGUUGUUGUU